Penicillium argentinense is the source of this 672-nucleotide messenger RNA. Its product is annotated as zinc finger MYND domain-containing protein. Lineage: Eukaryota; Fungi; Ascomycota; Eurotiomycetes; Eurotiales; Aspergillaceae. The transcript has a single exon. The record is from RefSeq and is a predicted model, not a curated record. Gene Ontology annotation, biological process: regulation of transcription by RNA polymerase II. Gene Ontology annotation, molecular function: DNA-binding transcription factor activity, RNA polymerase II-specific. Bases 1 to 672 code for a protein of 223 amino acids. Gene Ontology annotation, cellular component: nucleus.
AUGUCAGCAGCCCAAGUCCACCAAUUCAACGCCCUCCGGCGUCCAGAAUGCGACGCCUUUCACUUACCAAACCACUAUGUCUUCAUCACAAAACCCGUCCCACUAGCCGGCGGCGAAGGCGUCUUCAUCUGCAACCCAUACAACGGGCACGACCACUUCGAAGGCCGGACGCGGAUAAGCACACUCUCACCAGCCGAGCAAGCAAAAGCGAUCGUACCCCUACUGCUCGAAGCAUUCAUCACCCGCUUCGACCACCAGGGAUCGAUCUACCACUUCCCUGACGACAACUCCCCCUGGGCCCCAUUCACCUGGUCCACGACCAGCGAUGUCCUUGCGCGGGCCAUGUCGACUCGACUGCGGGAGAUCGGGGUUUCGCCGGAUUUGUGUCUUGUUGAGGUUGAGCAGGAGGAGGAGUUGAAGACAGCGGAGGCUUGUUGGAAGCGCUUCGAGGAUUCGCUGCUGAGAUUUUCUGGUCUCUUUCUGGAUGGAAAUGUGCAGGAUCAGUCUGGUGAGAAUGUUGAGAGGUCUUGUCUUGCUUGUGGGUUUACGACGAGUUUGGAUAAGAAGUUGUUGAGGUGUUCGAGGUGUCGGGUUACGUGGUAUUGUUCGAAGGAGUGUCAGAGGAGGGAUUGGAAGUUGCAUAAGCCUAAUUGUGUUGCUUCUUCGGAGUAG